UUCCGCUCCGACUCUGGGUAUUAUAACAUUACCACCAUGCUCUUGCAACAUGCAGCUCCUCGAAAAAGCGUCAGCUCUUGUCUAGUCUCCAGCGUUGCACGGAAACGACAGGUGCCACACCGAGGAUUUACCUGCGGUGGAUCGGUACCACUGGCCUCGACGGUGCUUCCAGACGCAUCGCCGGAUUUAUUCCUCAAAUUUGUGUCUUCGGCGCAGUCUAUUCCUCUACGUUUCACGAGGACUGGUAACGAUGCUGCCAGGGAGCCUGUGCGCGCGCGCGAACUUGUGAGUGCUCUGCGAAAGGGCGAAGACAGGCUCGUCGACAUAGAGCUUGGUCGUUACGAUAACACUGCCCCGGGCGCGUUUGAGCGCGUUCCUAUGCGCCUUGGCCAGUAUCUGGACUGGCUAGAAGACGACACACGCAGUGGCGGCACAAUUGGGGGCCAGCAGCUGUAUCUCGCUCAGUGGCGAGGGAAGGACGAGAUACUCGAGAUUGCAGAUGUAGUGAGGCCGCCGUCGCUCCUUAGCCCUCUGCUCUCGAGCGGCGCAGUCGAUCUCUACCAGAGCAGUUUCUUCGUCGGCCCCAACAAUGCUGUCACCUCGCUUCAUUAUGAUCCAUACGAAAAUCUAUAUCACCUACAUGCAUCCUCAGCUCCGAUCGUCUACGCGAAACAUUUUGUCUUGCUGCCUCCAUCAGUCUCCCAUGCUAUCAGACGCGGCGACACACAAAGCUCCUUACGCAAUACCUCUCCUAUUGAGCUUUCUCUCAAACGCAAGCCGUAUGAAGACUCGAUCACGGACUCUCCGGGUGCAAGAACUCAAAUAUUUGACGUCUUAGUAGAUGCUUCCGCACCCGCCCGAUCCGCGGAGGCAAUCUCGCAACAUGCGCUCACCUGCGUUCUUGUCGAGGGCGAGACGCUCUUUAUCCCACGAGGCUGGUGGCAUCGAGUAGAGAAUGUUGCUUUGCCUAAUGGAGGCCGCGAUCUAUCGAAGACCGCACAGUGGACUGCUGGCGUCGGGUGGUGGUUUUUGUGCCGCAAGUCGUGAUAGUAUUCAUAUUCCAUCAAUCUAACUGGGACCCUGCUUAUUCCGUCACUCU
Molecule: messenger RNA, 1099 nt
Organism: Postia placenta MAD-698-R-SB12
Lineage: Eukaryota; Fungi; Basidiomycota; Agaricomycetes; Polyporales; Adustoporiaceae
Exons: 3
Coding region: 37-1047 (336 amino acids)
Molecular function (GO): 2-oxoglutarate-dependent dioxygenase activity
Source: RefSeq, a predicted model, not a curated record